CCAAUGCCCUUUUUUAUGAGGCUGGAAUGGGUGGAGAUCAUCGAGCCCCGCACCCGGGAGCGCAUGUACGCCAACCUGAUCACCGGGGAGUGCGUCUGGGACCCCCCGGCCGGGGUGCGGAUCAAGCGCACCAACGAGAACCAGUGGUGGGAGCUCUUCGACCCCAACACCUCCCGCUUCUACUACUACAAUGCCACCACCCAGAGGACCGUGUGGCACCGGCCCCAGAACUGCGACAUCAUCCCCUUGGCCAAGCUGCAAACCCUGAAGCAAAACACGGAGUCGCCCAGAGCGUCCACGGAAAACAGCCCCGGGAGGAGCAGCAAUGUCAGCAGGGAAGGAAGCACCAGCUCCUCCCUGGAGCAGGAGCUGGAGGGCAGUGAGAAGGUGCAGGAGCAGAGGACGAGCUGCCAGGCCACCCAGUACGCAGUGGUGAAAGAGGAGACGGAGAGCUCGUCGCCCUCCGGAGUGUUUGAGAAGGACUAUGACAUUUACCGGGACUACAGCGCAGAAGGACAACUCCUCCACUACAGGACGUCGUCGCUGCGCUGGAACGCCGGCACCAAGGAGCGGAUGCUGAUCAAGGUGACGGACCGGGAGCCCAGCUUCCUGCUCCACCAGGGCAACGGCUUCGCCACGGAGAACCCGCCGGGCUCCCGCUCCCGCCGGCCCUCGGGGGGACAGCAGUCCCCCAACCUCCAGACCUUCACCUCCGACUCCGACGGCUCCGUUUUCUUCCCGGAGAGGAAACCGUCGCCCUUCCUGAAGAGGGCCGAGCACGUGGGCAGCUGCUCCCCGCUGCUGGGCCGGGGGGACUCCUUCUGCUCCCCUCUCCAAGCCCAGCACCGCAAACCCUCCAGCGACUCCCAACCUUCCUCCCCCCGCUACGCCUACGAGCCCCCCCUCUACGAGGAGCCCCCCAUGGAAUACCAAGCCCCCAUCUACGACGAGCCCCCCGUGGACAUGCAGUACGAGGCCAGCGGGAGCUACAAAGCUGCUUCCCCCCAGAAGUCGCCCAUCAGGAAGCCUCACCCUUUCUUGCAGUCGCCCAAGCAGAGCUCCAACUCGCCCUACCAGCAGCUGGUGCUCACCAAGCAGAAAUGUCCCGACCGCUUCAUGAGCUUGGAGUACAGCCCUGCCGGCAAAGAGUACGUCAGGCAGCUGGUCUACGUGGAGCAGUCGGGCUCCAGCCCCAAGAUGAAGACGGGUUUGAGGCACAAAUACUCCCCCAACCCCAUCGGGGGUUCCUACUCGCUCCAGCACAGCCCCUGCCUGGUGCGGGACCAACGCUUGGAGAUCAAAUCAGGUGACUACAGCAGCAUGGAGGGACCCGACUUCUGCCCCGGCCCAGCUGGCAGCCAGGUGGCCCCGGGGGGUGAGGACUCCAUGUCGUGGUCCAGCCAACAGGACACCUUGUCCUCCACCGGCUACUCGCCCUCCACCAGGAAGAGGAAGAGCCGGAAGCCUUCCCUGCCCCACGAUCCCAACGCCUCCUCCACCGACGGCUCGGGGGACAGGGAGGUGCUGGGCGAGCAGGUGCUGGGUGAGGAACGGGCCACCCCGGGAGCCAACCGGUCCCCCGGGAGCCGGACGGACGGCAAGGCGGCGGAGGCGGAGGUGGGGAGGGGGUACCCCGAGCCCUUCCUGGCCCAGGCACGCCUGGCUUGGGAAGCCCAGCAGGCCCAUUACCACAUGAAGCAACGGAGCAGCUGGGACUCCCAAAAGGACGGGUCGGGCUACGAGAGUGACGGGGCCCUCCCCUUGCCCAUGCCAGGCCCGGUGGUGAGAGCUUUCAGUGAGGACGAGGCCUUGGCACAGCAGGAGAACAAGCACUGGAAGAGGAACACCUUUGAGAAGCUGGGCUUCCCUCAGAUCCUCCUGGAGAAGAGCGUCUCGGUGCAGACCAACCUGGCCUCCCCGGAGCCCUACCUCCAUCCAUCGCAGUCAGAGGACCUCGGUGCCUGCGCCCAGUUCGAGAGCAGCCGACAGACCAGGAACAUGAUGCCCAGCGCCAGCUGCGUCUUCCCCACCUUCAACCUGCGGAAACCCUCCUCGGAGACGGACAUUGAGAACUGGGCCUCCAAGCACUUCAACAAGCACACCCAGGGGCUCUUCCGGAGGAAGGUGUCCAUCGCCAACAUGCUGGCCUGGAGCAGCGAGUCCAUCAAGAAACCCAUGAUCAUGACCAACGACCGCAACGUCAAGAAGGAGGCGUGUGAGAUCUUUAAACUGAUUCAGAUGUACAUGGGCGACCGGCGGGCCAAGACGGACCAGCUCAACGUGGCUUUGGAGAUUGCCACCAAAGGUUGGAGCAUGCAGGGCUUGAGAGACGAGCUCUACAUCCAACUGUGCCGCCAGACCACCGAGAACUUCCGUUACGAGAGCCUGGCCCGGGGCUGGGAGCUCAUGGCCAUUUGUUUGGCCUUUUUCCCACCCACUCCCAAGUUUCAUUCCUACCUUGAAGGCUACAUCUACAGGCACAUGGAUCCAGUGAAUGACACAAAAGUGACCCGGCACAUCCAGGCCCUCCUGGAAAGGACCAAUCAGAAGAAGCCCAAAUUGCGCAAGAAGCCCAAGCCCCACCUUGAGGAGCACCAGGGGGUGGCCAUCAGCACUUACGCCAAGUACUGCUACAACAAGCUGCAGAAGGCGGCACUGACGGGAGCCAAGAAGGGGCUGAAGAAGCCCAACAUCGAGGAGAUCCGUCACGCCAAGAACGCCGUCUUCAACCCCUCCAUGUUUGGCAGCUCCUUGCAGGACAUCGUGGCGCUGCAGAAGGAGCGUUACCCUGACCGGCAGCUGCCCUGGGUGCAGACCCGCCUCUCUGAGGAGGUCCUGGCCCUCAACGGGGACCAAACCGAGGGCAUCUUCAGAGUCCCCGGCGACAUUGACGAGGUCAACGCCCUCAAGCUGCAGGUGGACCAGUGGAAGAUCCCCACCGGCCUGGAGGAUCCCCACGUCCCCGCCUCCUUGCUGAAGCUCUGGUACCGGGAGCUGGAGGAGCCCUUGAUCCCUCACGAGUUCUACGAGCAGUGCAUCACCCACUACGAGAACCCCGAGGCGGCCAUCGCCGUUGUCCACUCUCUGCCCAGGAUCAACAAAAUGGUGCUGUGCUACCUCAUCCGCUUCCUGCAGGUGUUCGUGCAGCCGGCCAACGUGGCGGUCACCAAGAUGGACGUCAACAACCUGGCCAUGGUGAUGGCCCCCAACUGCCUGCGCUGCCAGUCAGACGACCCCCGGAUCAUCUUCGAGAACACCCGCAAGGAGAUGUCCUUCAUCCGGGUGCUCAUCCAGCACCUUGACACCAGCUUCAUGGAGGGCCUCUACAUGGAGGAAUUCUCCAUGGCCAACUCUCCAUGA
Molecule: messenger RNA, 3360 nt
Organism: Apus apus (common swift)
Lineage: Eukaryota; Metazoa; Chordata; Aves; Apodiformes; Apodidae
Gene: ARHGAP39
Product: Rho GTPase activating protein 39
Exons: 12
Coding region: 4-3360 (1118 amino acids)
Biological process (GO): signal transduction
Cellular component (GO): cytoplasm; cytoskeleton
Molecular function (GO): protein binding; GTPase activator activity
Source: RefSeq, a predicted model, not a curated record